This is a messenger RNA of Brenthis ino (lesser marbled fritillary), 2526 nucleotides long. The record is from the annotation of a GenBank genome assembly. NCBI's taxonomy places the organism in Eukaryota, Metazoa, Arthropoda, Insecta, Lepidoptera, Nymphalidae.
AUGAACAAUUGCUGUUUCAUUUGCAACACUCGGAAUGGGGUGUCUAUAAGAAAUGCUAGUAAUAUAUUUGGAGAGGAUGUGUCUCUUACUUCAGGCAAAAAGCUUCCGGAUGUGAUAGGUGACAUAGUUGAGAAACAAAUCAAACAAGAUAACAUCCAUGCAAAUAUAAUCUGCAAAAAAUGUCAGAAAGCAGUGGUGGAAUACGACUCUUUACAAGUCAGAUUAAAAGCGAUAAAGGCAGAGCUUCUAGAUCAGUUCAAAAAAAGCUUACCAAAGCACAAUAUAAGCUACGAUACAUACAAUGUGGAAAUACCAAAAUCUAUCCCACUAACUAAAAAGGUGGAAAUGAAGAAAUUAGUGUUGCCAGCGUCCAAAUUACAACCUUUGCCGCCCGAUUUUGUUAUAAAAGGUGGCAAAUGGCCAAUAUCUAGGCCCAGUGUUACUAUACCAAAGUUAAAGCCUGUCAUGACAAUUCCUUCAUCUAAUAUAAACUUAAAAGUAACAGUGGGAUCGUCAGUCCUUACACAAAGCAUAAACACAGUGACAACCAAACAAAAAACAAUACAAAAUCCAACGAUCGAACCAAAAAUUGUUAUGUCAUCAAUAGAAAACAAAGUGGAACAGAAAAAUAUGCCAAUAAUAAUCACAACUUCAACGAAAUCCGAUGAUAUAUUGACUUCGUCGAAUUUAACUUCGACGUUCACUUUGUCUCAACCUGUUUCGUCGAAGUCGAGUUCGAUAUUGAGCUUUAAUGUUAAUUCACUGCCAAAAGAUUUUCUUUCGUCGGCCAUUUUGACGAAAACCGACGAAUAUUGUAUGGAGAAGAUGAAACAGGAGGACUCAUUAGACAAUAGUGAUGUAGAUAAUAAUGAAGAAUCCAUGGAGAUUGACGAAGAGUCUUUGGCAGUGCUUACAUCAAACAGUACUCGUGGAAGAUUGGUCUUAGAAGAACAUAUUAAGAGGGAACAUGCAGAGGGCGUGGAAGUGGGAGUGGGUGUGAUGGAGGGAGAGGGGGAGGGGGACGGGGAGGGCGGUGAGCGCUACGUGGACGUGAGGCUGGUGGGCGCGGCGGGCGAGUGCGUGAUGGGCAAGCUGCAGAUACUGCCCGACGGGGACGGCCGGGACGACUCAACAAUAGUAGUGGAGGGAGAUAACGGGUCUAUCCUACGGGUGGUGUCCGGACAGAAGUUUUUGUACGGGGACAGUGAAAUAUCCCUUGUAAUGCCGGAUGGCUUGGACAAUAACGACACUGGAGAUAGCCAAGACUCAAACGACGAAUCACAAAUAGAGCUGCAAGUGUCAGGCGAUGAAGAAACUGCCAACGCCAUCAUUGCAGCGGCUAAAGAGCAAGGAGGUGCUUUCAUAAAGGUGGAGUCCGGGGAGAUGUACCAAGUGAAGUCCGUUGAGAGUAAGACUGAUGAUGAUGAUACUGUUAAGAAAGUGGACAAUACGUUAGUGGCAUAUGAAGAUGGACAAUUCAGGUGUCUUUUGUGUGAGAAAAAUGAUAAAAAAGAGAGUUCGUUCGCGGGCGACGCGGAGGCGUGCAUGGCGCACCUGAAGGCGGCGCACGCGGCGCGCGCGUACGUCUGCUACUGCGGGCACGUCGUUAGGAAACGGGCCGACUACGUCGCUCAUAUUGAGGAACACGCGCGGAACAACAAGAGUUCGCCAAGUAUUGAUAAGAGUAAAGUGCACGAGUGUAACAUCUGUAAAAAGAAAUAUAGCUCCCGCACGCUGCUGGCGGAGCACCAGAACGUGCACAGCGGCGCGCGGCCGCACGCCUGCGCGCGCUGCGGGAAGGCCUUCGCCUCCAAGUACACCUACCAGUCGCAUCUCAAGACGCAUCUGGUGCGUCCCAGGCCGUUUAAAUGCAACCAAUGCGGCAAAUCAUUCUUCACACUUCAGAAUUUAAAUCAACACGAAAAAACACAUUCAGGUGUUAAAGACUUCAUUUGUAACGUUUGUGGCAAGGCGUUCGGCACACAGCACAACCUGGAAGUGCACGGCGUCGUGCACUCCGGGAACAAGCCGUUCGUGUGCGGCGUCUGCGGGAAGGCCUUCGCGCGGCGCGCCGAGGUGCGGGACCAUAUGAGGAUACAUACUGGCGAGCGGCCGUUCACGUGCGACACGUGCGGCGCGCGCUUCACGCAGCGCUCGAACCUGCACUCGCACCGCCGCGCCACGCACCUCGACGACAAGCGCUACCACUGCGCGCUCUGCCCCAAGCGCUUCAAGCGCAGGCGGCUGCUGGACUACCACGUGAAGGCGGCGCACACCGGCGAGCGCCCGCUGCAGUGCGCGCUGUGCCGCGCCAGCUUCGUCUACCCCGAGCACUACAAGAAGCACGUGCGCAUACACAGCGGCGAGAAGCCCUACACCUGCGAGGUGUGCGGCAAGUCGUUCAACUCGCGCGACAACCGCAACACGCACCGCUUCGUGCACAGCGACCGCAAGCCCUACGAGUGCGUGGUGUGCGGCGCCGGAUACAUGCGCAAGCAGCUGCUCUACCACCACAUGAACACCAGC